Molecule: messenger RNA, 2547 nt
Organism: Rana temporaria (common frog)
Lineage: Eukaryota; Metazoa; Chordata; Amphibia; Anura; Ranidae
Gene: CRHR1
Product: corticotropin releasing hormone receptor 1
Exons: 14
Coding region: 1161-2408 (415 amino acids)
Biological process (GO): adenylate cyclase-activating G protein-coupled receptor signaling pathway; cell surface receptor signaling pathway
Cellular component (GO): neuron projection; plasma membrane
Molecular function (GO): G protein-coupled peptide receptor activity; corticotrophin-releasing factor receptor activity; corticotropin-releasing hormone binding
Source: RefSeq, a predicted model, not a curated record
CACAAAAGAGCAGUUAAAGGGAGGGGAGAGGAGAGUUGGACUCUAUCCAGCAAAGAAAAUGUGUAGGAGAAACAGAGGGAAGACAGGGAAGGCUCUGUACAGUUAGGAAGAGACUAAGGGAUUCCCCCACAUGAGAGAUCCCCACCCUCUAGGUUAGGAGAGCAAACAGCUGAUGUCCCUGCCUUUGCUGACUGUCACAAUACUGCUCUCCCUCUGCAGUGCGGGGAUGUUUGGCUGUGUAAUCUCUGGAAGGGACGCCAGGGGCUACAAAGGACUCGAAGACCUGCAGAUGAGCUGGGGGUGAACUCACCCCGAACAAAACAGGACAUUACUGCCAGCAAGAGGGUUUUAUUCUUCCUUACGAUAAGAACCGUUCAAAGAGUGAUCACUGGAUAGAGGUGGCUGGAAGAGAGAACACUGGGAUCAUACCUUGGGAAAGAAGGAGCAGAGGGAGGGAGAGGCAGGAAAGGAGGAGGAGGAGGGAGAGAAAGAGUGCAGAGAGAAAGGCAGGGAUAGAGGAUGCAGAGGUACAGUACAGAGAUGCACAAGAGAAAUGAAAGAAAACCUGAUGUGGGAAGGUUUUGCCAAAUGUAGCAGAGGAGCAGAAGAAAGAAAAAUAGCAAAAAAAGAAGCUGGAGAGCAGUACAAAAUCAACAGAGAAUGGGAGAUAGAGGGUAAAGGAACCAAAGAAGAAGAGAAAAAAGAUCACACAUAAAUUGGGGAUUGGAGAGAACAAGAUACACAGUAAGAAGGAAAGCAACUCACAGGAAGAAUGUAGAAUAUUAAGAUGCAAAAUGUGGAAAAGGGAGAUAACUGAUCCUUGAAAAGCUGACCUCACCUGUCUUUUUCUGCCUUGUCCAACUAUUGUUCAAUCAACCUUCUUCAUAUCAUAUCUGGAGACCCAUCCGCUUAAACCACGACAGCUCUUCAUUCCUUGCUCACCUGCUUAUUUUCGAAGGUUUGUGUGCUCUGUAUUUCCUUGUAGUUUGAAUCAGGAAAAGUCUGUUCUAAAUGGGUGAGAAAUACUUUCUGUAAAAUCGAGUCUUACUCACACACUCGGCUACGUUUUUAGAGGCAAUAAAGCACUGCGAUAUAACUUGUGUCACCGGACUUUUUGGGUUUUCUCUAUUGGUGAACAUUGUUAAAUUCCUAAGAAUAGAAUGCUGCUAUCAAAAUCUCCAUUGCUACUAUUUGUGCAGGUCAUCACAGCGGGGGUCAGUCUUGCGUUAACCUCUAUCCAGGACCAAUGCGAAAAUCUCCAUAGUAGCUCAAACAUCACAGGUCUGGCCUGUAAUAUCUCUAUUGAUAUGAUUGGGACCUGUUGGCCUCGAACACCAGCUGGGCAACUGGUGGCACGACCAUGUCCUGAAUACUUCCAUGGUGUACAGUACAACACAACAGGUAACGUCUACAGGGAUUGUCACCUUAAUGGCAGCUGGGCCGGAAGAGGAGAUUAUACACAGUGCCAGGAAAUACUAAAACAGGAGAAAAAGAGCAAGGUACACUACCACAUCGCCAUCGUUAUUAACUUUCUGGGACACUCCAUCUCCUUGUGUGCACUGCUGGUGGCUUUCACUCUCUUCUUGAGAUUGAGGAGCAUUCGAUGCUUGCGCAACAUAAUUCACUGGAACCUCAUCACGGCCUUUAUUCUGCGGAACAUCACUUGGUUUGUGAUGCAGCUUACAUUGAGCCAAGAGGCCCAUGACAGCAAUGUGGUCUGGUGUCGCCUGGUCACUAUAGCUCACAAUUAUUUUUAUGUUACCAAUUUCUUCUGGAUGUUUGGUGAAGGGUGCUAUCUGCACACAGCCAUUGUUUUGACGUACUCCACUGACAAGCUACGCAAAUGGAUGUUCAUAUGUAUUGGCUGGUGUAUUCCAUUCCCCAUCAUUGUGGCCUGGGCCAUUGGCAAGCUUUACUAUGACAACGAGAAGUGCUGGUUUGGGAAGAAGGCCGGAGUGUACACAGAUUUUAUUUAUCAAGGUCCCGUCAUCCUGGUACUGCUGAUAAACUUUAUAUUUUUAUUUAACAUUGUGAGGAUUCUGAUGACAAAGCUCCGAGCCUCCACUACUUCAGAGACCAUCCAGUACAGGAAAGCAGUAAAGGCGACUUUGGUUCUGCUGCCUCUUCUGGGAAUCACCUACAUGCUUUUCUUUGUCACUCCGGGAGAAGAUGAAAACUCACGAAUUGUCUUCAUCUAUUUCAAUUCAUUCUUGCAGUCCUUCCAGGGAUUUUUUGUUUCAGUCUUCUACUGUUUCCUAAACAGUGAGGUGCGCUCUGCAGUCAGAAAGAGAUGGCAUCGUUGGCAGGACAAGCACUCUAUCCGAGCUCGUGUUGCCCGUGCAAUGUCCAUUCCCACUUCACCUACACGGGUUAGCUUCCAUAGCAUCAAGCAAUCUUCUGCUAUCUGACCCACCACUUCCUGAAUGGCUCCUCUAGAGCUUCCUACCCAACCCUAUAAUGAGAGGUUGUAGAGGCUCCAAACUGAACAGUAACUGAGAGACCACAUUCCUUGUGUCCAACUAAUUGUAUUUCGACAAUCAGAAAAAA